Syzygium oleosum is the source of this 375-nucleotide messenger RNA. RefSeq names its product nuclear transport factor 2B-like. The transcript is spliced from 2 exons. Gene Ontology annotation, cellular component: nuclear pore central transport channel. NCBI's taxonomy places the organism in Eukaryota, Viridiplantae, Streptophyta, Magnoliopsida, Myrtales, Myrtaceae. Bases 1 to 375 code for a protein of 124 amino acids. The record is from RefSeq and is a predicted model, not a curated record. Gene Ontology annotation, biological process: nucleocytoplasmic transport.
AUGGAUCGGAUUAGAGCGGAGGCCAAGCAGUUCAUGGAGGACUACUACCGGACGUUCGACACGAACAGGGUGGACUUGGUGAACCUGUUCCAGGAAGAGUCGAUGCUGAACUUCAAGGACCGGGAGAUAAUCACGGGCAAGGAGGCUAUCGUUGCCAAGCUCACCUCCGUUCAAUGCCAGUACCAUAUCAGCAAUUUGGUCUGCGUUACCGACAUCCCCACCCGCGGCGCGGUCGCCCAGGUCACCGGCUUCAUAUGGCUAGACGGCAAGCAGGAGGCCGUCCAUUUCUGCCAGGAGGACGAUGGAUUGGAUGAGAUGGGCAUUUUUGUGGAUUUCAAUAUCACCACCUCGGGCGAUCCCUUCAUUCGUAGUUAG